AACAAGCAAAAAUAGUGCUUUUCGUUGUAUAUGGGUAGAUCUGACAACAGUAAAUCAAUCCAUCUAACGCAUGUUUGUGUUGACAGCUCCAGUGGUCAUAGGGACCGAUCGCCCUCUCCACCCUCCACGCCCAGCACACACUCCCAACAGACGAGGCGAGCUUGCAUGGCAAUAAGGAAAGCUGACAGGAACCUGAAGCAGCUCGAAGAUUUCCAGUCCAGCCCUGUGAAGACCAAGGUGCAGCAUGAGUCUGAAGACGUGGUGCUGGUGGGUGUGUUACCAACUGUUCCCCCCACUCCCCGGGAGAUUACAGUCAAAGUCCGUUAUCGGGGAGAAAUCUACCGAGUGCCGAUGAGGGUGGUGAGUGACUUAGUCGUCUUCAUUUCUCACAUCCCUGUGUUAGUCCCCAAACAAAUCCCAUUGCCCUGCUCUCUUUCCCCACAGCACUGUAUCAAUCCCCAAACUAAUCCCACUCCCCUGCUAUCCCUCCCCAUUUCCCUCUCCAUUGCCCUGUAAUAAUCCCUGACCUAUUCCCACUACAUCGCUCUCUCUCCAUUGCCCUGUAUUAAUACCCAAACUAAUCCCACUGCAUCACUCUCUCUCCAAUGUCCUGUAUUAAUCCCUGAACUAAU
This is a messenger RNA of Chiloscyllium plagiosum (whitespotted bambooshark), 632 nucleotides long. The record is from RefSeq and is a predicted model, not a curated record. Lineage: Eukaryota; Metazoa; Chordata; Chondrichthyes; Orectolobiformes; Hemiscylliidae.